Lycium ferocissimum is the source of this 1092-nucleotide messenger RNA. Its product is annotated as protein SPEAR1-like. The transcript has 5 exons. The record is from RefSeq and is a predicted model, not a curated record. The coding region runs from base 252 to 836 and encodes 194 amino acids. NCBI's taxonomy places the organism in Eukaryota, Viridiplantae, Streptophyta, Magnoliopsida, Solanales, Solanaceae. Gene Ontology annotation, molecular function: DNA-binding transcription factor activity.
AAUCAAUCUCCCUAAUGAAAUCUCCUCCAGCGAUGCAAUUAUUGUCAUCUUUUUUUUUUUUUUUGAAAAAAAAAAUACCCCUUUUGAAGAUCUCUCUCUUUAACCUAUUGAUUUAGCCUUAUAAUGCUACAAAGUUUUGAGCAAAAUCAUCUCAAUUCUUGAAUCUUUCUUGGUUUCAACUUCUUUCUUCUUCAUCUUCUUGAUUCUCAAGUUUUUUAUUUUUAUUUUUAUUUAAAAAAAAAAUUGAGAAUAUGGGCAGCAAUUAUUUUGGUGAACUAAACUUGGGAAAUGAAAGAUCAUCUUCAUCUUCAUCAGGAUCAUCAAGAAAAAGCAAGAAAAACAAUUCAGAAAAACCAAACAAGCAACCACAAAGAGGACUUGGUGUUGCUCAAUUAGAGAAAAUUAGAUUGCAUAGUGAAAUGGGUUGUGCUAAUAAUUAUCUUCCUUCUCUUCACAACAAUAACCCUUAUGCCAACAAUCUCACACAGGAGGAUAUGAGACUACAAACAGCAUACUCAUCAUCUUCAUCUUUUUCCUAUUCAACAUCCUCUUCUGCUCAUGGUUUUCCAAGCCACCAAGGCAUUAUGAUGGGAAUGAGUGGCGCUGAAGGAGCAAAUAUCAGAUAUGGAGAUUCUCAGCCUAGUUCUAGACCAAGUACUUGGCAUCCCGGCAUAGUGUAUGAGCCUCAACAUUAUGCUCAACCAAACAUGACUAGACAUCUCCAUACCAUGCAAGUAGAGGAUUCAAUGGAAAGGAGGAGAAAGAAAGACAGAAGUGACUCUAUUGGUUCAAGUAAUUCUGAAGAGUUAGAUUUGGAGCUCAGACUUUCCCUUUGAUCUACUAUUACUAUGGAUUGAAUAUAUGUUAUGAUACUUAGCUAGUAGUUUUGAAAAAUAGAAGCACCCCUUGGUUUGGAUUUUGCAAAUGUUGCACCAGUUUUAUUUAAGCAACUUAUUGAAAUUCAGUAGUCUUUUUUAGAGAGAGAAAAAAAGAAGAAGCAAAAAAGUGUAAGAAGGGAAUUGAUUUUCCAUGGCAUGUGUUAUAAUACCAUUUUAAUGGAAGGAAUUAUCUCUUAUUAACCUUUGUACAAAU